Molecule: messenger RNA, 1902 nt
Organism: Encephalitozoon romaleae SJ-2008
Lineage: Eukaryota; Fungi; Microsporidia; Unikaryonidae
Product: DNA mismatch repair protein MutL
Exons: 1
Coding region: 1-1902 (633 amino acids)
Biological process (GO): mismatch repair
Cellular component (GO): MutLalpha complex
Molecular function (GO): ATP hydrolysis activity; ATP binding; ATP-dependent DNA damage sensor activity
Source: RefSeq, a predicted model, not a curated record
AUGAUAAGAAAAUUACCUGAGGAUCUUGGAAAAAGAAUUAAGGCCCAGAGGUCUGUUCAAAGUACAUAUAUUGUUGUGAAGGAGUUGAUCGAAAACUCCAUUGAUUCAGGAUGUACAUGGAUAAGAGUACGAAUAGAUGAUUCUGUAACUGUUGAAGACAAUGGAUGUGGAAUUAGCGAUUUAAAUGAAGUUGGGAUUGAAGGGAGCACUUCCAAGGAAUCGAUGGCAUAUUAUGUUUUGGGGUGUGUUGAUAGAGUGGAAAGGUUUUCUUAUGGGUUCAGAGGUCAGGCUCUUAGUUCUCUUGCCGAAGUUUGUGACUUAGAAAUCAUUUCGAGGUCUGAGCAUCCGUUUGCAUUUAGGAGGGACUUUUCAGCAAACACCAUUUCUAAGUGUGCCAGGGAAAGAGGCACAACUGUUCAUGUAAGAAACCUAUUCAAGAACUGCCCUUUAAGAAGAUGUGCAAAUGAACGAAGUCUGAAGAAAAACUUGGCGAAGAUCUGUAGUUUGAUUGAAUCAUAUCGUUGUGUUAAUAAGAUAAACUUCACUUUGUUUCACAGGAGAAAAGUUCUUCUGAGUUGCGGAGGAUAUGAAACACCAAAGGAGUACUUUGAGUCCAAUUAUCCUUCUUUUUCUGGGAAAUACAUGGAGGUGAGUAAUGGGCAAUUGGAGAUCUUCAUGCUUCCGGUGUCUGUCAGGGAUCCAAAGCAGCUGAUGUUUUCGGAAAAGAGGCCAAUUUCGAACAAAAGGAUAUUGAAUGGAAUAAAGAAUGAAUUCAACCUGUAUGCUGAAGGAAGCCCGACAUUUGUUCUUGUGAUAAAAGGAUAUGGAGAUGUAAAUGUAUCUACAGACAAAAGUGAGGUGAUAUUUGGAGACGAAACAGGGAUUCUAAAUCUUCUCAGGUCCGAGAUAGGGAGAUUCUUUUCUUCAGAAGCAUAUUUGCAUGUUGGGAAUAUCGGAGAAACUAAUAGAGGCCGUAUAUCAAGAAGGUGUGAUCCCGAGGAGAAUGAUGGGGAAGAGUUGAUGGGUAGAACCCUUUCUAGGAUGAAUGAGAGUCUUCCUGUUAUAAGACCUGCUAGGGUGGCCACUUCCUUUGAAGUAGGCCCACGGAAGCGGAACAUCCCUCCGCAAGAAAGUGUGGAGAGUAGUAAGGAACCAAUACCAUCGGAACCCGAGUUAUUUGUGGAGAAAGAGAAUGACAAAGAAGAGGAUGCUUCUUCUAGCCCCUUAGAAGGGUCAGAGCCCUUUCCCAAGAUGGAUCAAAUAGAAGAAGGCCACGAAGACGGAGGUAGCUUCGCAACAGGUGCAUAUUCAUUCUUCAAACAUGAUGACCUUGUCCAGCCAAAGGUUUCAUUCUCAAAGGAGGACUUCACCAGGAUGGAGGUCAUAGGGCAAUUUAACAAUGGAUUCAUCAUUUCAAAGUUAAAGAAAAACGAUAAGAUAUAUCUUGUGGCUGUAGAUCAGCAUGCUGCAGAUGAAAUCAGAAAUUUUGAAAGCAUCAAGAAAACGUUCCGUCUGAAAAAGCAGAGUGUGAUAGUACCUGUGAAGUUGGACCUUACUCCAAUUGAAGAAGUGAUUGUCAAUGAUAACCUAGAGCUAUUUGAAAGAAAUGGAUUUGUCAUCAAGAAUGGGAUGCUUGAGACCAUUCCCGUGUAUAAGAAUCAAGUGUUUGGAGUCAAAGAAUUCCAAGAGCUCCUUGAGGAUAUGAAGAAUGAUGAGUAUGAGUUCAAAAGGAUCCGAAACAUAAUUGCAUCCAAGGCAUGUAGAACAAGUGUGAUGAUAGGCGACGCACUUUCUAUGGCAGAUAUGAAGAAAAUAGUAAAAAGCUUGUCCUUCUUGGAUAGACCUUGGAAGUGCCCCCAUGGAAGGCCUACAUUCAUGAUAUUAAACGAAGCAGAGAUGUGA